CCCCAGAACUGAGGGAGAACAGUCCUGCUGUUGGUAGAGUAUUAAUUGGAAGGAUGUUGGCUACCAAGCUGUCCCGGCCUCUCCAAAACUUUGCUGUGAAAACCCUGAAUUUCAAGGACCCAGGAAAGGGAGCCAGGCCACUGCAAAGAUUUCGUGUCCCGCUCUUGUCCCCCUGUGGCAGCCGCAGUUAUGCAAGUGAAGUUGAUCAGAUUGGCAGCAGAGCUGUGCUUAUAACAGGCUGUGACUCAGGGUUUGGAUUUGACUUGGCCAAGCACCUGCAUGCCAAAGGUUUAAUUGUUUACGCUGGCUGCCUGCAAAAGGACAAGGGAGAAGGUGGCUCCAAGGAAUUGGACAACAUGAAGAGCGAUCGAAUGAGGACUGUACAGCUCAAUGUCUGUGACAGCAAAGAAAUGGACCGAGCAGUGGAGCACGUGAAUAACAGCCUGGAGGACCCAGAGAAGGGGCUCUGGGGGCUGGUCAACAAUGCUGGGAUCUCCACAUUUGGGGAAGUCGAGUUCACCAGCAUGGACACCUACAUGGAGGUAGCUGAAGUGAACCUGUGGGGGACUGUCAGAACCACCAAGGCUUUUCUCCCACUCAUCAGGAGGUCAAAGGGUCGUGUGGUGAACAUCAGCAGCAUGAUGGGUCGGAUGGGCAGUCCUGCCCGCUCGCCCUACUGCAUCACCAAGUUUGGCGUGGAAGCCUUCUCCGACUGCCUGCGGUACGAGAUGCAGCCCCAGGGGGUGAUGGUCAGCAUCGUGGAGCCCGGCAACUUCAUAGCCGGCACCAACCUGUACAGCCCCGAGCGCAUCAAAGCCAUAGCUGACAAGAUGUGGGACGAGCUGCCCGAGAUCGUGCGUAAGGACUAUGGCAGGAAGUACUUUGACGAGCAGGUGAGCAAGAUGGAGUCCUACUGCAACAGCGGCUCCAGCGACAUCUCGCCCGUCAUCGAGAGCGUCACCCACGCCCUCGUCUCCACCACGCCCUACACCCGCUACCACCCCAUGGAUUACUACUGGUGGCUGCGCAUGCAGAUCAUGACCCACAUGCCUGCUGCCAUUUCAGACCGGCUCUAUGUCUAUUGAGGCCUCGCACUCCCACGCCUCCCAGGUGGGAAAUCGGUUUUAUAGAGAGCAUUGUACACACUUCCCCUCAGUCAUUCAAAAUCUUUCUAACCUCAUCUCAGAGUACUGUAUUUUAGCUCUAAAGGGUUGAUUUCAACGUCUGACAUAACCUAAAGGGCAGUCUUUUCCAAGGGAUGCUUCAUAGGCAGGAAUAUACGUGCAGGGACAUUCAUUCUUUGCUAUUUAUUUCACAUAAUCCUUUGUUUUUCACCUCAAAUACCAAGUUAUAAUUGUUACUUAAACUGCAGUUGCUCUGAAGUGUUUUCAGAAUCGUUUCUGCUGAUGGCCAAACACAGUCUUCAUAAUUCCUGCCUAGGAUGCACCCUUCACACCAUAGAGCAGAGGCCCUCCGUGCUGUAACCACUGCAUCCUGAUGACAGAGAGCAUCCAACAGACUUCCAGGCCUGGUCACAGUAGCCCAAGACAGAGCAGAGACUACUUUGAUUUGGGGAUCAGAACUCAAAGUGGUCAAGGUGCUGAAACUGAGCACCUGAUCCCUGUCUCUUUCUCUCUUAGAAUGAUACUGAUGAAAUCCUAGAGAAAAGGAACCAAUCUGCUUUUAUUGGUGUGCUUUCUUGCAAAGCAGCUCAAAAAUCCAGUGACUCAAUCCUACAGACUUUUCCCACAGGAGUUUCCUACUCACAUGAGCAUUCCCAUGAGUGUGAGCAGCUUUACACACAGGACUACAGGAAUCAGGACUGGCCUGCAGCAACAUUUCUCUUCAACAGUAAUUGAACAUCAACUCAAGACUUAAUCUGGAGAACUCCUGCGCCUGUGGUUGGUGAGGAUCCCCACUGAGCAGAGGGAAGCAGAGAGGGAUACAGGUACAUGUGAACGCUGUUCCCAUCAGGAACCUCAGAGGUACACUGAGGUAUUUGUACAGCACCUUGCACAGAAGAGCCUGAAACCUGACUAGGGCCUCUAGGAGGUGAGGGUAACAAUCAUAACUUCACUGAAGGAGUCACUGAGCUGAAAUACAUCUAACAUGCUAUAAACUUAACAGAACGUCCAUAACAAUAACUUUAAGAGCAGUUUCAUUUCUGUGAUGGUUGUUUACAUGUCUGAGAAAUGUUUGGUUUGUACCUUAAGAAAAGAAAAGAAACAAAACAACAAAACCAGAAGAUCUUUUCAUGAGAAAAUGUGGAAAGGGUUAAUUUUAUUUUUUUUUAAAGCUCAAAAGGCAGAACUAAACAAGUGAUUAAAAUACCAGCGUUGGCAAAGUUAAAGAGGAGGGAUCUCAUGUGUUCUGGUAACAUACUGUGAUGUGAUCAAACCCAUUCAGCUUAAUAAAUGUAUA
Molecule: messenger RNA, 2421 nt
Organism: Indicator indicator
Lineage: Eukaryota; Metazoa; Chordata; Aves; Piciformes; Indicatoridae
Gene: BDH1
Product: 3-hydroxybutyrate dehydrogenase 1
Exons: 7
Coding region: 54-1085 (343 amino acids)
Molecular function (GO): oxidoreductase activity
Source: RefSeq, a predicted model, not a curated record